This is a messenger RNA of Malaya genurostris, 4267 nucleotides long. It is a transcript of the gene kn, whose product is annotated as transcription factor collier. The record is from RefSeq and is a predicted model, not a curated record. The coding region runs from base 1193 to 2800 and encodes 535 amino acids. Gene Ontology annotation, molecular function: RNA polymerase II cis-regulatory region sequence-specific DNA binding; DNA-binding transcription factor activity, RNA polymerase II-specific. Gene Ontology annotation, biological process: regulation of transcription by RNA polymerase II. The transcript has 13 exons. NCBI's taxonomy places the organism in Eukaryota, Metazoa, Arthropoda, Insecta, Diptera, Culicidae.
AAACGUUUGCUGAACAGAAACUGUCAAGUUAUCUAAGCUUGUACUAAAAUAUCUGCUUUAUCGAUAAUGAUGCACGCACGUGGUUGUGUAGAGAGAAAAGUCACAAGAGCGUUCGACUAGGCGGAGCCUACUGGGACUGAGAAGAUUUGACUCAAGAGAUAUCCUUUUCAUACAGUUGGGAGUUCGCGCAUUGGGAAUUAGUACAGCAAUAACGAGUUAGCAGCAGCUAGAAUGAGAAGGUUAGCAGGAUGCACACAGGGAUUGUAAAUCUGACAGUACUCUCUCUGGUCAUGUAUCCGGUGUGUAUACGCACACAUUUAUAGGUCCCGUGCUAUGAUCAGUAGGGACACACGUGUACUCUCGAGUGGAAGAGCGAGUCAGAGGGCAGGUACCAUCCUACUCUGACACUCUAACGGUGGUAGACAGAUGAAUGGGAAAACUCAAAAGUUAACGUCAACCGGGGGUUGUGUGCCGUUGCUCGGGCAUGCUGCUACUGGUUCUGUUCGCUCCGGAUAUGUAUGUAUGUCAGAGAACAGACAUCGCGCGUUCGGGUCGCACUAGCAACAGUAGCAGCGGUACCAGUGUAAAACUCCGAUCGUAACUUUCCGUUGCCGAUUUCAGUUGGGGUUUAGCAGUCACACGGGACGAACGUUUACACUCUCUGGAGAUCUGCUCGGAACAGGAGGGAAACCGUUUUGUAGAAAUCGGACACUUGAGACCAACACCUGUUCAUUGCCUUUGGCGCAAAUAAUAAAGUACAUGUGCUAAAGUGUGUGGUGACAUCUGCCGACCGUUUAGAAACAAGUGAUUUGUGUGAUUCGGAAAAUCAUCUUCGAUCUCCGACAAGGGAGUCGAAAGUGGCAUUAGAUUUGAAUUCGUGAAGAUUGUUGAAAAAUUAUAUUACUAUUGGUUUACAUUUUGAACAGUAUUCAAUUAUUAGUACACCUGAAAACGUUUGUGUUGGUGUCGUGCAGGAGAUUCAGAAACUUCACAUUCAGGUCCUGAGGAACCUGGGUGUUACUUUUUUCUGUACAAAUCGAGCAAAAUAGUCGUCACAGUGUACGACAACGGACUUAAGCUGCGUUCGGACGAGACAGUGCCGGGCUUUAGCUCGGCAUCGCCAUGGCCAACGCUCGAGCUCGAAUGGGGUCGUAAAUUGUACCCGUCAUCGGUUCCUCGUGGGGCAGGUGGAAUGAUGUUCGGAUUACCACCAACCGGUGCCGAUAUGAACCAACCCCGUGGACCAAUGACCUCACUGAAGGAGGAACCUCUCGGAGCUCGAGCAUGGAUGCAACCCGCCGUCGAUCAGGCAAACUUAGGAAUUGGACGAGCUCACUUCGAGAAGCAACCGCCCAGUAAUCUGAGGAAAUCCAACUUUUUCCAUUUUGUUGUAGCAUUGUAUGAUCGGGCAGGACAGCCGAUCGAAAUCGAGCGGACGGCGUUCAUAGGGUUCAUCGAAAAAGACCAGGAAUCUGAUAGCCAAAAAACAAACAAUGGUAUUCAAUAUCGUCUGCAGCUAUUGUACGCAAAUGGUGCUCGCCAGGAGCAGGAUAUUUUUGUGCGACUCAUCGAUUCGGUUACGAAGCAGGCUAUCGUCUACGAGGGUCAGGACAAGAAUCCAGAAAUGUGUAGGGUGCUACUAACACACGAAGUUAUGUGCAGUCGGUGCUGUGACAAGAAGAGCUGUGGCAAUCGCAACGAAACACCAUCAGAUCCUGUGAUUAUAGACCGAUUUUUCCUCAAAUUUUUCCUCAAGUGCAACCAGAACUGUUUAAAGAAUGCCGGCAAUCCGCGUGACAUGCGACGAUUUCAAGUAGUGAUAGCGACCCAGGUCGCCGUAGACGGACCACUUCUGGCGAUAUCCGACAACAUGUUCGUGCAUAACAACAGCAAACACGGGCGCCGAGCGAAACGGCUCGACCCCGAAGGUACGGGAGGUUCUCCAUUGGCAAUUUCGGGCCAUCCACUGGCACCGGACAGUACGUACGACGGAAUCUAUCCGCCGCUGCCUAUGGCAACCCCCUGCAUCAAGGCUAUAUCACCCAGUGAAGGCUGGACGACUGGAGGCGCGCAGGUAAUCAUCGUGGGCGAUAACUUCUUCGACGGACUACAGGUGGUUUUCGGCACAAUGCUAGUGUGGAGUGAGUUGAUAACAUCGCAUGCGAUUCGGGUGCAGACUCCUCCUCGUCACAUUCCAGGAGUAGUGGAAGUUACGUUAUCCUACAAGAGUAAGCAAUUUUGUAAGGGGUCUCCAGGACGAUUCGUCUAUGUCUCUUUAAGUGAACCUACCAUCGAUUAUGGUUUCCAGCGGUUACAGAAAUUAAUUCCUAGGCAUCCUGGUGAUCCUGAUAAACUACCCAAAGAGAUAAUCUUGAAGCGAGCGGCAGACUUAGCGGAAGCACUGUACUCAAUGCCACGGUCACCAAAUGGCUCUUCGGGUUUUAACUCCUACACUGGUCAGCUAGCGGUCAGUGUCCAAGACGGCACCGGACAAUGGGCAGAAGCUGAUGAGUACACCCGAGCACAAAGUAGUAGUGUUAGUCCCCGGGGAGGUUACUGCAGUAGUGCCUCCACACCACACUCCUCCGGAGGCGGGUCCUAUGGAAGCAGUAAUGGAUAUGCGACUGCUUCUAACAUGAGUGGACUGACGUCUUCAACGGCGAGUGUUUUCAACUCAUCGUCGAGAAUCAACGGACUGAUGAGUGGUGGUAGUGGAUUUAGUCCCUAUUCGAUGACCACGUGCGGAUCCCAAGGCUACACACCAAGUCCGCUAGCUGUAUCCACAACUUCGUCGAAAUAAUACGAAAAAAUUAGCGUUAUUUGUUAAUCAGUUUUAUGUUUCUUUUAAACAUUGUUUUGUAUAUUAUCCGCAUUUAAAGUACAAUAUUUUACUUUGGUUGUUCUUGGAUUCAUAUUUAUUACACAUUUUCUGUUUUUGUUAUAGGUGCAAUAAGAAAUUUACUGUACUGUGAACCUGUAUAUUUGUAAAAAAGAAAGUUAUUUAAAUAUUGAAGCGUAUCAAGUAUCUUUGAUAGUAAAAAUUUUACCAACAUAAGCUCCUAACACAAUGAAUCAACGAAAUAAGAUAAACAGUAAAUGAAACAUAUCCAGAUACAAAAAAUAAAACGAACAUUUCAUCAAUCAUAUCUACAUGUGUCAGUAACAAAAUAAAAACAACCAUAAAGCAAAAAAGAACAUCAAAACCAAAACUAGUUCUAAACUUCUAUUGCAAUCGAAAGCUCUGUCUAAGCAGAAGACGCAAAAUUUGUAUACGAAACGGUAACAAAGUACAGAAGCCAAAAGCACCAUCGCUACUUUCGCAGUUCUAACAUACAGCCGUACUUUCAUGCUUUUUCCACAGUCAAGUGUUUUUGUUGGGAAUUAUUCAAUGGCACUAGCCGCUUGUAAACAUACCAUUUUAUAGAUGUACUCAGUGUAAUCUGAUUUUGCUACUUUAUAAUUGUAUUAAUUCAGUUUUUAAUUUAAUUUAUAGUUCAUAAUUCAUAUUACAUACAAUCAUUUUCAAGCAAAAACAAUUCCUUUUCAUUCAUUAUACCGCGAUGCCGCACUUGAAUUUAUUUACCAACAUUACAGCGAUACCCUACAAACAUGUGCUCGUAUGAAUUUAGGCGAAAUUGUGAAGAACAGUAGUACGCACGUGUGACAGUGCUUUCCCUGUGAAAGGUUUAUCUAAACUCAUCUUUUGUUGUAUAAACUUGCUUGAACAGAUCUUGUACAACACUGCUAUUCUGUAAUAUUAUAUUUCCUUCCCCCUGACACGAGCGAAUCGAUCUCAGCAUAGCUAAUUACAUAAAAAAAAUUAUUUCACAUUGCAUUAUGCAAAUUGUUAAUGUGUAAUUUCAUUAGAGCAAAUUCAUCAGCUAGAAGUUACAAACAAUUUCUGUAGAUUCUUUUUUGUACAAAAUUAAUAAGUCAAUCGUUAGAACUACAGGCGCAUCGAAAAAAAUAAAAAAUUGAACCGAAAAUUCAAUUAAUGUUAAAUAGUUUCAAUUCUCGCAUAAUGUCAAGCAAAACAGUUCAAUUGCAUAAAACUGUUAAUGAACACAAAGAAGAACGAUCUUAUUUAUAUAACUACUAGGAGAAAUAUUAAAUUAUGAUUAAUGAGCCAUCAUUAAACGUCUUUUCUGUCCAAGUAAGAUAAAAAUGGAGAGCCUGUGACAAUUGCCGGAAUCGCAUUUGAUGAUACCAAAAAAUGGGAGACGAUUUACAAUUAAACAAUUAUUGGUGUGGAACAUUCUGAACAAAA